Messenger RNA from Glycine soja, 1559 nucleotides. RefSeq names its product kinetochore protein SPC25 homolog. Gene Ontology annotation, cellular component: Ndc80 complex. Bases 172 to 1107 code for a protein of 311 amino acids. NCBI's taxonomy places the organism in Eukaryota, Viridiplantae, Streptophyta, Magnoliopsida, Fabales, Fabaceae. The record is from RefSeq and is a predicted model, not a curated record. The transcript is spliced from 8 exons. Gene Ontology annotation, biological process: chromosome segregation.
CACUUACCAUAAACACGCGCGUUGCACUCGAAAAUCAAUUUUCUCCCGCUCCAGCAAAAUCAAAUUAGUAAAGCGAUUGCCACAUAAAUUUAUAGUAACAAAAAACAAUCAUCAAUGCCUCAAAGCUAAACCCCAAACCAUCUUCUUCGCCUUUUCUCUCUGCACACGAAUAUGGCAUCAAUUUGCGACAACGAUAUCCCUCUUCGACUACACAACAUCGACGCUUUCAUCGCUUCUUACAGAAACUCCCUCCACUCGCUCAGAGCCACCGCACUCGAAGCCGCGCGAUCUCAAUCCGAAUUAGCCGAGGUUAAAGCUAAACUGCGAGAGGCUGAGGAUGAAUUGGUAAAGGCACUUGCAGUUAAGACUCGGAGAGAGGCGAAGCGAAUGGCCUUGAAAGAGGCGAUUGUUUCUGUGAAGGGAAGAAUUGAGGAUCUGAAGACGAGUAUUCAGAAGCAGAGAACCAAAAACGAGGAAUGUGCCACGGUUGUGUCGCAUCACCGUCUUGUUUUGGAAGUGUCUGAACAGAAAUCAAAUGAAAGCAGUGAACAUAGAGAUGAAGUCCAGGAGGCCAUAUCUUGGUACAAUAGGAUCCUUGGUUUUCAGAUUGAAGGUGGACGUGGGGUAAAAUUCAGCUUCAAGAAUAUUAAUGUGGACAACCCAAAUGAGGAGUUCUUUUUUACCAUCCGCCACGAAGAUGACGUGUAUACAUUGCUAAAUUGUAAACCAUCUGUCAAAGAUACUGACGAGUUGAUCCAUGAAUUAAACAACACAAAUGGGCUAUUUAAAUUUGUCAGAACAAUGAGGAAAAAGUUUCAAGAAGUAGUGGCACAAGGCCGUUUAUCUAUGACAACAAAUGAACAUCAAGAAUCUGCCUUUAUCUCUGCAUCUGGUCCAGUUUUAUCAAUAUCAACCAUUACUGAAGAUAAUGAUCAUCAAGAUGAACCCACCAAAGGUAAUGCACAUCUCCAGAAACAAGUUAAUCGAAGAAGGGUAAAAUCAGCAAUUCUAUCUCCUGGAUCUGCAUCAUCUGUCCGUCAAUCUCCUCGUUUGAAGGUGUCGACUCAAAUACUCAAGCUGUAUGGAGAUGUUGGCUCAACUGUUUAAGUUGACACCUAAUGUGUGAUACAUGCAUGUCAAUUAGGUAUUGAGGAGGUAUCAAUGUUGGAAAUAUGUUUGAUGUCGUGACACUUCAAACAAGAGAAGUGUUUGUGCUUCAUAGGUUUUAACCAGUUUUGUGUUGCCAGAGCACUCACAUGAUGCUAAUGACUUGGUUUGUGCUGUACAGUACUAGGCAAAUUUUAACCCUUUGUUAUCUAGCUUAGCUUUCCUUCUUUUUGAUCUACAUUGGAUCAUCCAUUACCUGAUUUGGAGGCAGGAUCACUUACAGGAGCAGACUUGAUAAACUUUAUGUUAAUUCUGUCCCUAAUACUACUCAUCCUUUUCAAUUUUUCAUCAGAUGUAUGGGGAUCAUCACCACUAAUAUUUUUCCUGGCAUAAUUUAAUCAUAACAAAACUUGUGUGGUGGAAUUUUUAGAUGAUGAAAUCAAGAAAAUUGU